AGCCUGCUUUGAGUUGCUAUUUUCUGACUUGUUUGUCUGCAUCGUCUCUGAAUGUGAUGUUUCAAAUCCAAACUGUGAAUGUAAAUUGUUUUCUUCCUUGAUUGUUUCUUUUCUAUCAGUUCAUUGAUUUCUUAUUUCAUCUUAUUAGUCUUUAAUUUAAAAUUGUUUUCACUAUUAGCCACAAGCAAUUUAAAUUAGUUUGUUCUUUAUGCAUUGCUGUUGUCACCACUUUUAAUAUCAAGUCUGGAGCUCAUUAAAUUCAGAGAAGAAUGGUUGAUUUGAGGAGAUUCGAUGUUUAUCGAAAAAUACCUAAAGAUUUGAAGGAAGAUCCUACAAAUACUGGAGCAAUUAUAUCACUAUGUUGCUGUUUCUUCAUAACUUUCCUAUUCUUCUCCGAACUCUUCGCAUAUUUAUCUCUGGAAGUUGUCAGUGAACUUUAUGUUGAAAGCUCAGAAAAUGAUUCCAAUGAAAAAAUAGCCGUGCAAUUGAAUAUUACUCUUCCAAAGCUUUCAUGCUCUGCUGUCGGUUUGGAUAUUCAAGAUGAUAUGGGACGACAUGAGGUUGGAUUUGUUGAGAAUACCAACAAAAUUGUUUUGAACGAGGGUAAAGGAUGUAGAUUUGAAGGAAAAUUCUAUAUCAAUAAAGUUCCCGGUAAUUUCCAUGUAUCAACACAUUCCGCUGCUAAUCAACCAGCUGAUAUUGACAUGAGUCAUUUUAUUGAUGAACUUAUGUUUGGUGACGAUGUUAGUCAACUUGGUCUAACUGGUGGUUUCAAUACACUCCGUGGCAAGGAUAAAACAAAUGUACAAGCUAUCGAAUCUCAUGAGUAUCAUAUGAAAAUAGUGCCUACAAUCUAUGAGGACAACAAAGGAACCAAACUGCAAUCUUUUCAGUAUACAUCUGCAUACAAAAGCUUCUUAUCCUUCCAUCACACCGGUCGCAUGAUGCCUGCUAUCUGGUUCCGUUAUGAUCUGAACCCAAUCACUGUUAAAUAUAGUAGAAGGCGAAAACACUUCUAUACUUUUCUAACCUCAGUAUGUGCCAUUAUUGGAGGCACAUGCACAGUCGCGAGUCUAAUUUAUUCAAUAAUUUUUACAACCUCUAAAUACUUUCGAAAACACGAAAUUGGAAAACUGAGCUAGUCUUAAAUAUUUUUAUAUCUUUUAAUUUUGUGAUAUAUCCAAUGAAAGUUUAUGUUAA
Messenger RNA from Tetranychus urticae (two-spotted spider mite), 1200 nucleotides. RefSeq names its product endoplasmic reticulum-Golgi intermediate compartment protein 1. Lineage: Eukaryota; Metazoa; Arthropoda; Arachnida; Trombidiformes; Tetranychidae. The record is from RefSeq and is a predicted model, not a curated record. Gene Ontology annotation, biological process: endoplasmic reticulum to Golgi vesicle-mediated transport; retrograde vesicle-mediated transport, Golgi to endoplasmic reticulum. Gene Ontology annotation, cellular component: endoplasmic reticulum; Golgi membrane; endoplasmic reticulum membrane.